UGAAAGAAGUUAUAUAAAGGGUUUUGAAUCCCAUUAGAUUGGUUUAAGGGUUUGUGAGUUUGAGAGGUUAAGAGAAGUAGAGAUAUUGCAUUGACCGGAAGCUAGUUCAAACUAGUGGAAGGUUGGGUGCAGAGCAGCUGCUGCAGAGUUCAAGAAAUUGGUUGAAAUGGCUCGUGGGAAGGUUCAAUUGAAGAGGAUUGAGAACCCUGUGCACAGGCAAGUGACGUUCUGUAAGCGCCGAGCUGGGCUGCUUAAGAAGGCUAAGGAGCUGUCUGUGUUGUGCGAUGCUGAAAUUGGAGUCUUCAUUUUCUCCGCCCAUGGAAAGCUCUAUGAACUCGCCACUAAAGGAACCAUGCAAGGGCUUAUUGAAAGGUACAUGAACCACACCAAUGGGAGUCAGCCACCAGAGCCACCCAUAGACAACCAAACCCUG
Messenger RNA from Cucurbita pepo subsp. pepo (vegetable marrow), 433 nucleotides. The record is from RefSeq and is a predicted model, not a curated record. Lineage: Eukaryota; Viridiplantae; Streptophyta; Magnoliopsida; Cucurbitales; Cucurbitaceae.